AUGUCUAUAAUAAUUAUAGCCUUUUUAGGUUUGACAUCAUUAUCAAGCGUUUAAGGGUUUUAUAAUCCAGUUAUUAAUGAAAAUGUCCCAGAUCCAGGGGCAAUUUUGUAUGACAAUGAAUAUUACGUUGUGACUACAUCAGGUCCAUUAGAUGGUAAAUUCCCAAUUCACAAGUCAAGUGAUCUCUAAAACUGGGAUUUUAUGGGCUAUGCUCUUCCAAGAGAUCACUCCCCACAAUGGGCGUAAUCUCCAGAUACCGAUUUCUGGGCCCCUGAGCUUCAUGUUAUCAAUGGAAUGUUUAGAUUGUAUUUCACAGCAAGACAUAGCUCUGGAGUUUUAUGUAUAGGAGUAGCUACUGCAGACAAUAUCUUAGGCCCCUAUACUGACAUUGGCAGUCCAUUAUUUUAAAAUCCUAAUAUGGGAUCGAUUGAUGCUACAGUGUUUAAGGAUGAAUUUCAAGACUACUGGUUGGUUUGGAAAGAUGAUGGAAAUGGAAAGAAUCCACAGCAGCCUACAAUCAUUAGAUCUAAAAGACUUAGCUAUAGCGGACUCUCGUUCGAAGAUAGUGCCAUGUACGAGUUAAUUAAAAAUGAUCAACCCUGGGAAGGAGAUGUCACUGAAGGACCAUGGAUGAUCAGGAAAGAUGGUUUUUACUAUCUUUUCUAUUCAGGUCAUGGAUAUUGUGAUUAAAGCUACUCAGUUGGUGUUGCUAGAAGCAGAUCACCUUGGGGUCCUUUCAAAAAGAAGGGCUCUCCAAUUCUGUUCUCUUCAGGCAAUUGGUAAGGCCCUGGACACUGCAGUGUCAUAAAAACAUCUUCAGAUGAUUGGGUAAUAAUUUAUCAUUCCUGGAUGAAUAAUCAAGUAUGCGGUAACAAUAAAAGAGUGAUGCUAGCUGACUUUAUUGAUUGGGAUUGGAAUCAAUGGCCUCAACUCAGAAAUAUGGGUGCAUUAAUGUCACCAAAAGAAGGAUCUUCAGCUAACUCACUGGAAUUGCUCUUUCUUCAGCAAUGA
This is a messenger RNA of Stylonychia lemnae, 1011 nucleotides long. Lineage: Eukaryota; Ciliophora; Spirotrichea; Sporadotrichida; Oxytrichidae. The record is from the annotation of a GenBank genome assembly.